CAGACACACGCACACGCACACGGAGCAGACUGAGAACCGACAAGCAGCGGCUCGGUCAGUUGUACCCCCUCCGAGCUGUCACAAAGAAAAGUGCCCGUGUGCGGUCCGCGCUGCGUCACGGAUUGCCCUUGCGGGAUUUUUCAACGCAGCCUUCACGCAGCUUUCACGGGAUUUACUGGGGACACGUAAAGGCGUCUUUAAAACGCAGCUGAUGUUGCAACACAACGGAUGACAGUGGGGUGGGUAGAGAUGGGAGAGGGUCUGGGGCCUCUCUCCCCUGUAGGAUGGUAGCCGACAGCACAGUGGAAGGCCACGACAAGACUCAUUCGUCAAGCUCAUCGUCGGCGUCGUCGUCGUCCUCCUCCUCCUCCUCCUCCUCAUCUUCGUCAUCAUCCUUUUCCUCAUCGUCCUCCUUGUCUUCGUCAUCAUCACUUCGCACAGAGCAUCUUCAGCAUCAGGCCGCUCCAGAGCCAAUCCCGAAACCAGUGUCCGUCCCCUCCGUGUAUCUGACCCACUUCCGUACUUUCUCCUGCAAGGAGGACUGCAAGAUCAUCACAGAGACCGCAGCCAAGCUCGAGCGCAGCGGCUUCUACUGGGGCCCCCUGGGAGUGGAGGACGCCCACCGCAUGCUGCGGGACGCGCCGCUGGGCAGCUUCCUCAUCCGCGACAGUCGGCAGAAAGACAUCUUCUUCACUCUGUCCUACCACGCCAAGAGCGGGCCGGUCAGCGUGCGCAUCUCCUACAAGCAGAAAAAGUUCUCAUUGGCAGGCAACGAGCGCUCGUUCCCGACGCUCUUCGCCCUGUUGGAGCAUUACAUCAACUCCCCCAAAAAGAGCCUGAGCGUCCCGUACAGGAAAUGGGAGCCAACUUUGCAGGAACUGUGCAGGAAGCGCAUCAUGGAGCUGUGCGAUGGGGGAAGUCUGGUGCCAGAGCUGCCAGUCACACAUGUGGUCCAAGACUUCCUGUUGGAGUUCCCUUUCAAACUAUGAGCAGCUUGUCGUGUAACAUUGUCACUGUACUGUUUUUAAUCUCAAAACGGAUGCUCUUACCAAGCACCAGUAAACUGGAGGUGGUGGAAGAGCCUGUCCAUGGUGUGUUGACGGGUAGAACUGCAUUUCCAUGGCUAC
Messenger RNA from Hippoglossus stenolepis (Pacific halibut), 1127 nucleotides. It is a transcript of the gene socs1a, whose product is annotated as suppressor of cytokine signaling 1a. Lineage: Eukaryota; Metazoa; Chordata; Actinopteri; Pleuronectiformes; Pleuronectidae. The record is from RefSeq and is a predicted model, not a curated record. Gene Ontology annotation, biological process: phosphatidylinositol phosphate biosynthetic process; intracellular signal transduction. The transcript is spliced from 2 exons. Gene Ontology annotation, molecular function: 1-phosphatidylinositol-3-kinase regulator activity. Gene Ontology annotation, cellular component: phosphatidylinositol 3-kinase complex. The coding region runs from base 285 to 989 and encodes 234 amino acids.